Opisthocomus hoazin is the source of this 801-nucleotide messenger RNA. Lineage: Eukaryota; Metazoa; Chordata; Aves; Opisthocomiformes; Opisthocomidae. The record is from RefSeq and is a predicted model, not a curated record.
AUGGGCUGCAACAAUGCACAACUUGGACCACUGGAAAACCUGAUGCCUCUAUCUGCCACUGCUGUUCAACAGUGUGGAAAAGCUGGUACAGACAAGACCCAGAGCGUGCGAAAAAGCAAAUCCCCCAGGAGCUGUGCCAGUCAAGGCUACACCGCGUGCUGGAAACGCACGUCCCAGGCGGAUGAGUCUCGCACUGGGCAGGCCUCCACGUUUAGUGACACUGGAACUAAACCUCCAGAAAGCGGUAUCUUUGGUUUUAUGAUUAAUAUUUCAGCACUUUUAGGUGUAAUUACAAUGUACAUCAGAUACUUAUUAAUAGAGAAGCAAAAUGAAUCAUCGCACUUUGUUAGGUCUUCAUGCAACAUGUUUUCAUUAUGUAUUGGAUUGAUGGGCUGUAUUGGAAUGGGCAUAGUUGCAACUUUUCAGGAGCUGUCUGUUCCCAGUGUCCACGACAUAGGAGCUUUGGUGGCAUUUGGCUCGGGUGUUGUAUACAUUACACUUCAGUCUAUAAUCUCUUACAAGUCCUGUCCACAAUGGAAUACUUACUUUGUGUGUCACAUAAGGAUGGCCAUAUCUGUAAUAUCAUGCAUUGCUUUCAUUCCCAUGAUUGUGUUUGCUUCACGAAUUUCCAUCACAAAAAUUGAUUGGACUCCAGGUGAAAAGGAUUAUACUUAUCAUUUUGUGAGUGCGAUCUGUGAAUGGACAGUGGCCUUUGGUUUUAUCUUCUUCUUUUUAACAUUCAUUAGAGAUUUUCAGAGACUUUCUUUAAGGAUAUCAACAGAAAUACUCAACGACUCCUGA